UUCCUGGUGAUCGACGCUCACGAUUCACUACGAGAUGAGAGACGACGACAAAGAGCUGACCGCAGAUGAGAUGAAAUUAAUGCAAACCCAAGACAUCGCUUAUAUUCAACAGAAACGGGUCAUCGAAAUGAAGAAAAUCGAGAAAUUGAGACAAAGUUUGCAUUUAAUUGAAUGCGAAGAUCGGGUGAAAAACACACACAUCUUCUUCGUGGACAACAAAUCAGAUAAAAAAGUGUUUGAUUUCGGGAAGCGCUUGAAGACGAGCGAAGAGUUGCUCGAAAUGGGCUAUAGUUUCGCCAAUUCUGAGCGUUUCAAUGGCAAGAAUGUCACCCAAAGUGAUGUCCAGAAUGUGAUUCAUUUGAGGGAUAAGUCGUACAAAGAGUUAGCGAAACGUAUGGAAAGACUCAAGUUUUUGGACAUUUUGUACCAUAAGAUGGAUGUGAAGAAGAAGCUAUUGAAUAAGAAGGAAAGCAAACCGAAGCUCGUGAAGAAGGGGUCGUCCACUCGUGCGCCACAAUUCAAGUGGAAGACUGAGAGGAAGCGAUGAUUUGUUGCAUUCAUUAAUUGUUUUUUAUUUUUCAUUUUUCAUUUAAAACAUGAAAUGUUCGCACAAAUGAUAAAAUAUAUAAACUUUAUAUUAAAUGAUGUCAUAAUUUAUACAAUAAUAAUGAG
Oppiella nova is the source of this 672-nucleotide messenger RNA. NCBI's taxonomy places the organism in Eukaryota, Metazoa, Arthropoda, Arachnida, Sarcoptiformes, Oppiidae. The record is from the annotation of a GenBank genome assembly.